Messenger RNA from Orbicella faveolata, 2254 nucleotides. Its product is annotated as guanine nucleotide-binding protein G(o) subunit alpha-like. Gene Ontology annotation, biological process: adenylate cyclase-modulating G protein-coupled receptor signaling pathway. Gene Ontology annotation, molecular function: GTPase activity; G protein-coupled receptor binding; GTP binding. The record is from RefSeq and is a predicted model, not a curated record. Lineage: Eukaryota; Metazoa; Cnidaria; Anthozoa; Scleractinia; Merulinidae. Gene Ontology annotation, cellular component: cytoplasm; heterotrimeric G-protein complex.
CGAGACUCGUUCAUUUGAUCGAUUCUCGUAUAUAAUGCCGAUGGCUAGCAGAUAGAUUCUCAGAAUUCGUUCAUUAUUUGGAGGUAAAAGACCUAGGAGUCGAGGCCUUCCUCCAGAAUGGGUUGCACUCUAAGUGCAGAAGAUAGGGCAGCCCUUGCACGGAGCAAAGCCAUCGACAAAAACUUAAAAGCGGACAGCGUCCGUGCGGAAAGAGAAGUCAAGUUGUUGCUGCUAGGGGCAGGAGAAUCUGGGAAAAGCACCAUAGUAAAGCAAAUGAGAAUCAUUCAUGACCGUGGUUUCACUGCAGAGGAUUACAAUCAAUAUAAGCCCCUUGUUUUUAGCAAUGCGAUCUACUCUCUUCUAAAAAUCAUUCGAGCCAUGGACAAGCUACGAAUAGACUUCGAAACAGACGAAAGACUGACGGAUGCGAAGAUGGUUUUCGAUGUGGUAGCCAGGGCGGAUGACCAAGAGCCGUUCACGCCCGAGUUAACAGGAGCCAUGAAGCGGUUGUGGCAAGACGGAGGUAUAAUUCAGUGUUUCAGGAGAGCCAGAGAAUAUCAACUCAACGAUUCAGCGAAAUACUAUUUAGAUGCACUUGACAGAAUUGGAGCCCCUGGUUAUGAACCAACAGAACAGGAUCUCUUACGAACAAGAGUAAAAACAACAGGCAUUGUUGAGGUGCAAUUCGAUUUCAAGAGACUUCAUUUCAAAUUAUUUGAUGUUGGAGGACAAAGAUCGGAGCGUAAAAAGUGGAUUCACUGCUUUGAAGAUGUCACAGCAAUAAUAUACUGUGUUUCAUUAAGUGCAUACGACUUGACACUGCAAGAGGAUGAAACUACAAAUCGGAUGGAAGAAAGUUUAAAAUUGUUUGAGUCAAUAGUCAACAACAGAUGGUUUGUUGAAACGUCAGUUAUACUCUUCCUCAACAAAAAGGAUUUAUUUGAAGAAAAAAUAACAACUUCACCACUCACAAUAUGUUUUCCAGAUUAUUCAGGUCCAAAUACAUAUGAAGAUGGGUGUGCCUACAUUAGGAAACAAUUUGAGGCAAAAAACUUGAACGAUGAAAAAGAGAUAUAUGUUCAUCUUACAUGUGCAACAGACACUCACAAUAUCACUUUUGUAUUUAAUGCUGUUACUGAUACAAUAAUUGCCAAUAACCUCAAAGGAUGUGGAUUAUACUAAAUCGAUGAGCAUGAGCCUUCAGCAUUAUCAAGAAAUCCUUCCAAGAAACAUUGCUGGAUGUCUCAAGGAAAUGGUAAUUGCGUGAAAUUCAUCAAGCUGGUGUCAACGUCGACAUGAAAUACAAUUCGUAUAAAAUGGAAAGAGAUUCUGGUUAUGGAGGAAACCCUUCGUACAGUGACUUCAAGAUAAUGAUGUGGUUCAACGAAGUAGAACAAAAAGACCAAAGCCACUGGCCAACAUUAGUUUUGCAUGUGGAUUUUAAACCUCUCUACAAGUUCAUUUGCAUAAUACUCUCCACCAUAAUGUACUGUACUUUUGGGAGAAUUCAGAAUUAAUCUUCUUCCAACUGCAUCUCAAUACACACAAUUAAAAGAAAGACCAAAGAUAUUCAUUAAUUUUUUUUAUUUUUGAUUGAAAUUUUUAUUCAUGUCACAAUAUACCCUGUAAAUUUACAGUAAUGAUAACGUGCAAAUGCCAUGGUUUUUAAGCUUGUACCCUUUCGAUCCUCUUAUUUCUAAUGCUGGGUCUUGUUGAUUGUGUCAAAGUCUCAGAUAUUAGGAUCGAAUGAGAAGAGAACACUGUAUAUGUAGGAUUUAUAAUUAUUAUUAAUAUUAACAUAGCUCAUGAAAUUACCUCGCCUACUUAACCAGUAGUUCAUUUUAGAACAAAAUUUUGGAGCUCUUCUGAGAGUAUGAUGGACUGAAACGAAAUAGAGAUCUUCCGUUCAUUGUACUUGUCUUUGUGCUUUAUUCUCCUAAAUUAUGGAUAAGCAAUAACUUGUAAUCUGUUUAUGGGUUGUUGUUAAAUAGUUAACAUAUGUACCACUGUCUCAGUAUACAAACAACAGCACUGAGCAUCAAUCACUGUUUAAAAUUUGCUUCAAAUGAUACUUUCAAAAGUUGCACCAUUUAAAGAUGUUUACUUGACAGCUCUUGCCACUUAGACAUACAAACUGAUGUAAAUUUAACAAUUUUUAACAACAACUGUCUUGUUCAAUAUUCCUCAUGCUCCUCUCAUAUUCAUGGAAGUUACAAUAACGUCGCAGAUGUUAACAAUUUAUUGUCAUUAUCAA